AUGGCCUGGAUGUAUAACUGUUCUGACUUCUACGGCAAAGCAAUGUGUGCCAGUCUAGUUCUGCACCUAGGCCUACCAGUCAUCAUAACCCCAGACAGAGGACCCGCCAGUCGAGCGCCUGGUGAGCUCUCCGCGGAGUCAAGAACUCGUGAUUCACGGUUGAGGACUCUUUGGUCUUCUGUUUUGAUGGACCGUUACUCGUUUGAUUUCUCCGAGCUCAGCAGCACCGAGAGAUCCCGCCUCCUCCUCGACGCGCGCGACCAGCUCCUCUCCUUCUAUCGGCAGAUCCACCCUUCCCUCCAGCUGUCACGCACUAGCAUCACCACGGAGACUCCUACUCCUGCUGUUAUCUAUCUCCACAUCUCCUACCACAUGUCCUUCAUCCUCAUCCACCGCCCUUACCUCAAAGUCGCCGUCCGAAACAGCCUGACUAUCUACCGUCUGGCCCUCCGCUCCGUUACCACCGCUGCUGCAUCCAUCGUCCGUCUCCUGCGUAUCCACGCCAAUAUUCUUCCGCUGUCCUUGGCCCCACCUUUUAUCGUGCAUAGCGUGCUCACGGCCGCCGUGACGCAUCUGUGUAACGCGACUAGCACGCACAAUACCUUGCGUAGCCAAUCGAUUGCCCACUUCCGCGUGUGUUUCCGUGCGCUUCUAGUGAUGCAGAGUAGGUGGGUUAAGGCGACGCGCGCCAUCAGGCUGUUGCGGGGGCUUGCGCACAGGUGGCGGGUUAUGGGAGCCUUGCCGUUGCAAUAUGGAUUCGAGGCUGGUGGAGGUGGGGAGGCCGAGGAGACCGGGUGGCAGCAGGCAGAGGCAGAGGCAGAGGAGGGGGAGAGGGAAGUGGAGAGGGAAAAUGAAGAUGAGGAGAGAGAGGAGGAUGGGAGGAUCGUAGAUACGGAGGAAAACUGGCCAUUGGCGGCGGAAGCAGAUGCAGCUAAUUCCAAUUUCGAUGGCGACGAAAUGGAGAUGUUUGACAGCAUCCGCCCGGAGACCUUUGUCUUUGAUACGGAGUACCGGCAGUGGGAGUUGUCUAUGGGGUUGGAACUCUGA
Molecule: messenger RNA, 1047 nt
Organism: Aspergillus oryzae RIB40
Lineage: Eukaryota; Fungi; Ascomycota; Eurotiomycetes; Eurotiales; Aspergillaceae
Product: fungal specific transcription factor domain-containing protein
Exons: 3
Coding region: 1-1047 (348 amino acids)
Source: RefSeq, a predicted model, not a curated record